CAACUUGGACUACAUUUCCCAAACAGAGCUCCGAGUCCAAACCUGCUGCUAGAGAGAAUCCCGGACAAAGGCACUUGGGUGAGGGGGCAGUUAGGAGUUGUAGUUUUUUGUCCAAAGCAGAACCAGCCGACGCCUGGACGGGGGCGGACCAGAGACUACAACUCCCAGAUGGCGCUCGCAGGGCAUUCGCUAGGCGGCUCGUACGAAAGAGGAACCCGCCUGGUGUAUGGGUUCUUCUACCAAAGUUCAGAAUACUAUUGUUCCAGAACUGGAGAUGCCCAGCUUUCCUGCUAUUUCAGUGCUGCAGAGGCCACUGCUAAGUAAAAAGUCUUCAUAGAGAUCUCUCUGUUAGCUCCCCACAUGGCACUGCAGUGUCUCAUGCUCCUGGCUGGCCUUCUGACGGGAGGCAUGAGCAAGUCCACAGAAAGCAAGGCCCAGCAGCUGGAGUGUUGUGUGGAUGUGGUAGACUUCAAUGCUACCUGCCCAGGCACAGGGCUGUGUGGCCCAGGUUGCUACAGGCACUGGAAUGCAGAUGGGAAUGCUAGCUGUGUCCGGUGCUGGAAUGGGACCCUCCCGACAUACAAUGGCUCUGAGUGCAGAAUUCUCACUGGCCGGGGCACGCAGUUUCCCAUGAACAGAAGCUCAGGGACACCUGGACAGCCACAUUUUGGGGCUCCUCAUGUGGCAGCUUCCCUCUUCCUGGGGACACUCUUCAUCAGCUCCUGCCUCAUCCUCUCUGUGGCUGGGUUCUUCUACCUCAAGCGCUCCAGUAAGCUUCCUGAGGUUUUCUACAGGAAGAACAGAGCCCCUGCACUACAGCCUGGUGAAACAGCUGCAAUGGUCCCUCUGCCGCAGUCUUCAGUGAGGAAGCCGAGAUACAUCAGGCGUGAGCUGCAUCCAGACAAGACUAAAGGUCCUUCUGCCUUCUCCACAGUGGAGGCCCACAUCAGCAACGUCUGACUUCUAGAGAUCAUCUGAGACUUC
This is a messenger RNA of Acomys russatus (golden spiny mouse), 984 nucleotides long. RefSeq names its product chromosome 29 C1orf159 homolog (gene C29H1orf159). The transcript is spliced from 10 exons. NCBI's taxonomy places the organism in Eukaryota, Metazoa, Chordata, Mammalia, Rodentia, Muridae. The coding region runs from base 361 to 960 and encodes 199 amino acids. The record is from RefSeq and is a predicted model, not a curated record.